Messenger RNA from Suricata suricatta (meerkat), 873 nucleotides. It is a transcript of the gene MCRIP2, whose product is annotated as MAPK regulated corepressor interacting protein 2. The record is from RefSeq and is a predicted model, not a curated record. Lineage: Eukaryota; Metazoa; Chordata; Mammalia; Carnivora; Herpestidae. The transcript has 5 exons. The coding region runs from base 95 to 565 and encodes 156 amino acids.
GCGCCCUGGGCCCCCCGCCGAGUGCGAGCCCGGGCGGAGGGCAGGGCAGGGCGUGCGUCCGGGAGAGCGCGCGGGCUGGCCGCCCCUCCGCACCAUGUACACCAUCACCAAGGGGCCCAGCAAGCUGGUAGCGCAGCGCCGCACAGGUCCCUCGCAGCAGCAGGUGGAGAGCAGGCUCGGCGAGCUCCUGAAAUGCCGGCAAGCCGCGCCGCCGACCCCACCGCCCCCACGGGCGCAGCCGCCGGGACCCUGGCCUCUGUCGAGUCCGGGGCCGAGGCUUGUGUUCAAUCGGGUGAAUGGCCGGCGGCCCCCUGCCACAUCUCCAUCCCUUGAGGGGACCCAAGAGACCUAUACACUGGCCCAUGAGGAAAACGUCCGAUUUGUGUCUGAAGCUUGGCAGCAAGUGGAGCAACAGCUGGGUGGUGGCCCAGCUGGCGAGAGUGGGCCCAGGCCCGUGCAGUACAUGGAGAAGACCCCCAACCCCCGGCUGCAGAACUUCGUGCCCAUUGACCUGGACGAGUGGUGGGCGCAGCAGUUCCUGGCCAGAAUCACUAACUGCUCCUAGCCACCCUGGAAGGAACCGCCGCCCUGCAGGGCCCUGCUGAACUGCGCGGUGGCCCUGACGGGAGAGGACCACGGCGCCCUGUUGAACUGCUGAGGCGGGCUGUGCUCCACCCUGAGUCUGGCCAGGCGCCGGCUACACCUGAAGUGCCAGCAUUUGGACUUUUGCACCUGCUGACCCCUUGGCCCAGCUGUCCCAUGCUGCCAGGGGCUGAAACUGUCUGACCUCAAUCCUGCUCACUGUGCCCAGGGACCAGCCCCUGGGGCUGGCAGAGAGGAGUGCCAGGCUAAUAAAGUCGAGAAACUGCCCUU